AUGGCAUUGCCUUUAUUACCACCAGAUAUGUUUCAAGAAGCUUUAUUUAUUAUACAAGCUGAAGUUGAUUUACUUUCUCGGGAAUAUCCAGAUAUUUUACAAUUCACGUCUUAUUUACGGCUUACCUGGUCAAAUAUGGCAUCAAAAAUUAGUACUUAUGAUUGCCCUGUACGUACUAAUAACAUAGUGGAAAGUUUUCAUAAUGUUGCGGUACAGAAACUAAGCACAAGAAAUACUAAUAUUUGGACGUUUCUAGAUGCUGAAUCAAGUGAUAUUGUACAAGCUGCCGACAUAGAGUUAUUCACAGAUAGUUUGGAUGAAAGAUUUCAGACAGGAAAGCAAAAUAAUGUUAGACGUAGAAGAUCCCGACAUGUACACACAAAUUCAUCUACACGAAAAGACGAAGAACAUGUAUCCAGAACAGAGGUAGAACAUACAUCUAGAAGAGAAGAACAUGAAUUCAGAACAGAGGAAGAACAUGUAUCCGGAAUAGAGGAAGAACAUAUGUCUAGAAGAGGAGAACCUGUAUCCAGAACAGAGGAAGAACAUGUAUUCAGAAGAAAUGCAGACCAAGAUAGAAAAAAUUUUGAUACACAGAGGACAGAAGUUACACGUGAAAUGGUACAGACAAUACAAGUGACGCAACAUGAGGAAUUACAGACAAAUAGUAAUACUUCUGUUUCGGAUAUUGAACUCACAAAUACGCAAGACGACGCAUCAUUAUUUGAGGUUCCGGAAGACGAUUACGGAUAUUUGUCAACAAACUCAAACGAGAACAAUGCCUCGAUAGAAGAUCAUCCAUUUCAUUCUGGAUUUAAUUCCGGGUGCUCUUGUACCUCUUGGUACUUUCGGCUGUACUAG
Messenger RNA from Vollenhovia emeryi, 861 nucleotides. RefSeq lists its product as uncharacterized. The transcript is spliced from 6 exons. NCBI's taxonomy places the organism in Eukaryota, Metazoa, Arthropoda, Insecta, Hymenoptera, Formicidae. The record is from RefSeq and is a predicted model, not a curated record. Bases 1 to 861 code for a protein of 286 amino acids.